Macadamia integrifolia is the source of this 3099-nucleotide messenger RNA. Its product is annotated as protein JOKA2-like. The record is from RefSeq and is a predicted model, not a curated record. NCBI's taxonomy places the organism in Eukaryota, Viridiplantae, Streptophyta, Magnoliopsida, Proteales, Proteaceae. The coding region runs from base 420 to 2897 and encodes 825 amino acids. Gene Ontology annotation, molecular function: protein binding; zinc ion binding. The transcript is spliced from 8 exons.
GGUGAGUAACGAAAACUUUGUCAAUGAUUGUUUCAUCUAAUGAACUGUCAACUUUUUCCGCAGUUUUCUUGGGCGAGAAGAAAAGAAAACUUUUAUUGUCUUAACUGCUCUCCUUCCCUCUCCAUCUUCAUUUCUCAUAUGCUACUCUAGUACCUGUGACCAUGUCUCACAUUUCUGCUUGAGUAACUGAGGAUUGAGUGAAGUUUAGGAGAGAAGCUAAAUCGACAGCUCUUCUUCUUGGAACGCGCUCAAAGUGGCUUCCGGCUAUGCAUUUGGUGUGUCAAGGCGUUCAGUUUCAGACCUAGAGAUCUCUCUCAUUCUAAUAUAAUCCUGACAAUUAUCGAUCAUCUCGCUCAGGCUCGCUUACUGGAACGCUUCAUCGAUCAAUCCUUACUUCGGACUGUUAACGUUCAUACAACAUGCCUGACUUAGUGAUCAAGGUGAAGUAUGCAGAUACACUUCGACGCUUUUCUGUGGACGUCCAGGAAGAUGGUUCCAUGGAUCUUAACAUGACCCUAUUGAUGGCAAAGAUCCUUAAUCUCUUUAAGUUUGCUCCUGAUGCUGAUCUUAACCUCACAUAUAUUGAUGAAGACAGGGAUAUUGUAACACUUGUUGAUGAUGAUGACCUGCAGGAUGCCUUUAGGCAGUGUCUCAAUCCGCUGAGAAUAAAUAUAUUGCUGAAUAGUACUAGAAAUGGAAGAUAUGACACAAGAUCUAGUGGAAGUUCAACCCCUAUGAGAUCACCCUUCAGCCUGGGUCCUUCAUUCCCAAACAUCAAUUCUGGUGUUACUGAAGUUCUAAAACCUGUACCAGAGCCAUUCCGUGAUGCACUCUCAAUGCUCUCGUAUGAUUUGGCUGCAAAGACUUCAUCCUCUGUUCCAGUAGUGACGGAGCUUGUCGAGUUUUUGUCAAAGUUAGGACUCAAUAACCUGAAUUCAGUUCACCAGUGUAAUGAUGGUGCACAUUCAAGUGCACAGGGAGUGGCUUCUGAGAACCCUGUUGAAUUCAGAGUGGCUGAGGAUCUGGAAUCAUUAAAAAAAUUAGCACUUGUUCAGAAUGCUAAAGUUGCCAAUGCAAAAUUAGCAGAUGAUAACAAAGAGUGUGACAGUCGUAAUGUUACCAGAGUUGUGGGCACCUCAGUUCCUAAGUCUGCUACUUCUGUGGAUCUUAAUCUGGAUCCAAGAGAUUCUAUAACAUCAGGAUUUUCUGCUGCUGGUCUUACUGUUCCUACAGCUUUGGGACAUAAUGAUGUCAGUGUCAAUGGAAAGGACAUCCAGAAGAAACAUAAUGGUAAUCUCAGUGGGAAGUCAGUUGCUUCUGUAACCCCAUUUUAUACAUUUUCUGAUCGUCAAGUGCAUUUUAGCCCCCAACCAUAUGAAACUUCAAACUCAGCCAAGCUACCGUUCUCAGCAAUUAAUACCCAAGGUGGUUCCAGUGUCUUGGGUGGAGAUAGCAACAAGCAACUUCCUACCGGUUUCCGGUAUUCUUCUGUAUCACAGGUUGAUUUCAAUCCCCAGAGCAAAUGUCCAUUCAGGGGGCAGAGUGGAGUGGAAUCCUCUGAUGUUGUGGCUCCUGGUGGGCACAGUAGUUACCACCCAUCAAAAAGGAGCGGCAGAAUCUUCCACAAGGGUGUUAGGUGCGAUGGUUGUUGGGUGUAUCCUAUAACUGGCCCUCGGUAUAAGUCGAAAGUGAAAGAAGAUUAUGACCUGUGCAGCAUCUGCUACUCAGAAUUGGGCAACAAGGAUGAAUAUAUUAGAAUGGACCGUCCAAUGCCAUGCCGGUCUCCACGGUUAUUUAAAAAGCAUUAUGAUCGUCGUUAUCGGUGUUUAGAACCAAUGUUUCCACCCAUACAGCCAGGUUGUGGAGUGAAACCAUGCCGAUCAAAGCUUGACAGUUGCUUCGUUGAAGAUGUGAAUGUUUUUGACGGAACUGUGAUGGCCCCAGAAACCCCAUUUACUAAAAUAUGGCGGGUGCGGAACAGUGGUACUGUUGCUUGGCCCCGUGGAACACAUCUUGUGUGGAUUGGAGGGGAUCAGUUCAGUGAUAAAGUUUUGGUGGAGUUGGAGAUUCCAGUGGAUGGCAUCCCUGUGGAUAAAGUACUUGAUGUUGCUGUUGAUUUUAGGGCUCCUCAACACCCUGGUUGUUAUGUCUCAUAUUGGAGGAUGGCAUCUCCAUCAGGCCAGAAAUUUGGGCAGCAAGUUUGGGUCCUCAUCCAGGUAGAUGCUUCUUCUCAAGAGGGCUCAAUUGCUAGUAGUUUUCAUAGCUUGAACUUGAAUUUGCCCCCUGAGUGCAGUGGAGCAAAAGGAUCUGAGAUCGUUGAUGUGAAUGCUGAGCCUGCAGAUAGUAACUACCUAGAGUCUGGCUGCGUUAACUUAGAGAUGGAAUUAGUAAGGCCUGUCGUAGACAAACACCCAAGCAAGGAUCAAGCACUUGAGUACCCUGUAAAUGACAGCUUACUUGUUGGCAGUGGUGUUUCUGUUCCUGUCAAUCCAGGAAUACCUGCUUCAGUAUCAUCAUAUCCAAUGAUUGAUUUUUCUGAAGGGUUUCCUGAACCAUCUCCAAUGAUGGAUGUGGAAACAUUAGCUGGAGAUUCCGAGGCUGAUGUUGAAAAUGUUGAAAAAACCCUCCUGAAGGAGCUUGAAGAUAUGGGUUUUAAGCAGAAUGGCUUGAACAAAGAAAUCUUGAGGAUGAAUGAGUAUAACAUGGAGCAGUCUCUUGAUUAUCUUUGUGGUGUCGUAGAGUGGGAUCCAAUCCUUGAGGAGCUGCAGGAUAUGGGAUUCCAUGACAAAGAGACAAAUAAGAAGUUGCUGAUUAAGAAUGGUGGAAGCAUCAAGCGGGUUGUCAUGGAUCUAAUUGCAGACGAGCGCCGACUAGAAACCUCUCCACCUGCCUUGUAAUGUUGAUAGCAGCUAGUAGUGGGGAUGAUGAAAUGUCUCAUGUGUUAAUUUUGAAACGUUUGAAGCUGGUGUAUAAAGGGUGUUGAUAUUUCUGUUAUUUUGCAUAAAUUAAGGAAAUUGGGACUGUUAUUAUCAGGACAUAAUUGGUGAUCCUGUGAGAAGACAUUUUCUAUUAAGUACAAAGAUAUUUAUGUGGUGGUAA